AUGUCUUGUUUCCACGUGCCGAAGACUAAGGUUCAACCUAGUCCCUGGUUUGACACCUCGUCGCCCGAACACCGGCUUGUCAAGAAGCUGGCCCUACAUAGCUCCAUCAAACGGCUUCGGCAAAGUGAUUAUGGAGGCCCGUGGCCAAUCGGCUUGGCGGCCGGAAUAGAUCAUUUCGUCAGAUUAUUUGGGAAUAGUAUGACACCGAUUGCCCUCGAAGCACGACGCUCGGGAGUCAACCUUCAGCGGAACAUGGCUUGCAGCAACAAUGCCUGUCUUACCACUCAGCUCCCCAACAAUGGAGCUGUUCAUCCCAAAAAUGGAUCCAUGCGAGCUAACGAGCCCAUUGCCAUUAUUGGCAAUGCUUGCCGAUUCCCUGGCGAUUCUACUUCCCCUUCCAAGCUUUGGGACCUUUUGAAGCAGCCUCGAGAGGUUUCGCGCAACAUUGAUCGCUUCCAGUCUGCCGGUUUCUACAACAAGGAUGGCCACUACCACGGUGCUAGCAACGUUCAGCACUCCUACCUUCUCAACGAGGACCCCCGCCUCUUCGAUGCCCAGUUCUUCAACAUCCCUCCUGGUGAGGCCGAAUCCAUUGAUCCCCAGCAGCGCAUGAUCCUCGAGACUGUCUACGAUGCCGUUGAGACUUCUGGUCUCGUCCUGGAGAACCUGCGUGGAUCCAACACUGCUGUCUACGUCGGAGUCAUGUGUGAUGAUUACGGCAACAUUUGCUACGUCGACCAGGAGUCUAUUCCAACGUACGCUGCUACCGGUACUGCUCGCAGUAUCCUGUCCAACCGUGUUUCUUUCAUCUUUGACUGGAGAGGUCCUUCGAUGACCAUCGACACUGCCUGCUCUUCGUCUUUGGUUGCCCUCCACCAGGGUGUGCAGGUCCUGCGCAGCGGCACUGCCCCUGUCGCCAUUGCCGCCGGUGCAAACUUGAUCUUUUCUCCCAACAUGUUCAUCGCCGAGUCCAACCUCAACAUGCUGUCGCCCACUGGCCACUCUCAGAUGUGGGAUGCCAACGCUGAUGGAUAUGCCCGUGGUGAGGGUAUUGCCGCUGUUGUCAUGAAGCGUCUCUCCGACGCCAUCCGCGAUGGUGAUAACAUCGAGUGCAUCAUUCGUGAAACUGGCGUGAACCAGGAUGGUCACACCCCCGGUAUUACCAUGCCUAGCCAGGAGGCCCAGACCCGCCUCAUCCACGACACCUACGCUCGUGCCGGCCUUGACCUUUCCAAGCCCGAAGAUCGACCCCAGUACUUCGAGGCCCACGGCACUGGCACCAAGGCUGGUGAUGGUGUCGAGUCCAAGGCCAUCUACAAGGCCUUCUUCCCGGAGUCGGACGACAAGCACGACACGCUCUGGGUUGGCUCUAUCAAGACCAUUAUUGGCCACACAGAGGGUACCGCUGGCAUUGCCGGUAUCAUGAAGGCCUCUCUUGCUAUUCAGAAUAACACCAUUCCCCCCAACAUGCACUUCAACACUCUCAACCCUGAGAUCAAGCCGUACUACGGAAAGCUCCAGAUUGCUACCGCUGCUCAGAACUGGCCCAAGUUGGCUGCUGGCUCGGUCCCCCGUGCCAGUGUCAACAGCUUCGGUUUCGGUGGUACCAACGCCCAUGCCAUUAUUGAAGCAUAUGUGCCAGAGGCGCCCAAGGCGCUCACCCAGGCAGCAUCCCCUGCUGUUGCCAACCCACUGGCUCUGACCUUUUCCGCUACUUCUGAGAAGUCGCUCACCGCUCUGAUGGCCAACUACCUCGAGUAUCUGACAGAGAACUCCGAGGUGGACAUUGGUAAGUUGGCGUGGACCCUCCACGACCGCCGUUCUACCUUUACCUACCGUAGCUCUGUUGCUGCUCAGACGCAGGAUGAGCUCGUGAGCAAACUGCAGAAGUCUGUGGAGGACCAGCAGUCUGGAAGCUCUUCCAGUGUGACUCGCGGUGGCUCAGCCAAGAAGAAUCUUCUCGGUGUCUUCACUGGCCAGGGUGCUCAGUGGGCCACCAUGGGCAGAGAUCUCAUUUCAUCCUCCAAGUUUGCUGAGAACAUCAUCGACACGCUUGAGAAGUCCCUAGAUGACCUUCCUGAGAGCGAUCGCCCAUCCUGGUCUCUCAAGGAACAGAUGAUGGCCGACCCCUCCAAGUCGCGCAUCACCGAGGGUGAGCUGUCUCAGCCACUGUGCACUGCUGUCCAGGUGAUGCUGGUCGAAAUGCUCAAGGUGGCUGGCAUUGAGUUUGACAGUGUCGUUGGCCACUCCAGCGGUGAGAUUGGCGCCGCGUACGCCUCCGGCUUCAUCAAUGCCACUGAUGCCAUCCGCAUUGCAUACUACCGUGGUCACUAUGCUUACCUGGCUCGUGGCCCUGAGGGUCAGCUUGGUGGCAUGCUGGCUGCCGGUACCACUCUGGAGGACGCUCGCGAGCUUUGCGAUCUUCCCGCCUUUGAGGGCCGUGUCAGCGUUGCUGCUUACAACUCGUCUUCUUCCGUCACCCUCUCAGGUGACCUGGAUGCUAUCGAGGAGGUCAAGGAGGUUCUUGAGGAUGAGAGGAUGUUCAACCGCCAGCUCAAGGUUGACACUGCCUACCACUCUCACCACAUGAUCCCUUGCUCCAAGAAGUACUACGCCGCUCUCGAUGCCUGCAAGAUCAACAUCAUGACCCCGUCUGGACGCACCAAGUGGUACUCGUCCGUUUACGACGGCAAGGUCAUGGAUCCUUGCGAUGCCCUCAAGCACCAGUACUGGGUUGACAACAUGGUCAACAUUGUCCUCUUUGCGACCUCUCUGAGCUCUGCUCUCACCAACUCGGAGCCCAAGCUUACCCAGGCUAUUGAGCUCGGCCCCCACGCUGCUCUCAAGGGCCCUGCCUCGACCGUCAUUGAGGAGACGAUCAAGUCCGCUAUCCCUUACACUGGCACUCUUGCUCGUGGCCAGAACGACGUCAGUGCAAUGGCCACUUGCUUUGCCAAUCUCUGGGCCCAGUUUGGCCGCUCUUCUGCCGACUGGAAGGCCUAUUACGGCCUCUUUGCCGACUCUACCCCCAAGUCGAUGCUGGGUCUUCCCAGCUACCCCUUCAAUCACGAUCGUGUCUUCUGGUACGAGGCUCGCAAGUCUCGCGUCAACCGUCUCCGUGAGGAUCCUGCCCACGUUCUUCUCGGUACCCGCACCGACACCAUUAACGAGCGUGAAAUCCGCUGGCGCAACUACAUCCACUCUGGUGAGAUUCCUUGGCUGCAGGGACACAACAUUCAGGGCCAGACUCUGUUUCCCGCCGCUGGCUUCCUCGUCAUGGCUGUGGAGGCUGCUCGAAUUGCUGGUCGUGCCGAGGCUAUUCAGGCCAUCGAGCUGAAGGACUCUGCCAUCCAUCGUGCUCUGGCGAUCAGCGACGACAAGGGCAUCGAGACCCUCUUCACUCUCUCCAACGUGAAAAUCGCCGAUAUUGGUGAUGGCACCUCUGUCCUGACGGCACGCUUCUCCUGCGACGCUUGUCUGCAGAAACAGUCAGACAACUUCGUUGCUAUUUCCAGCGGUGAAGUCAUCAUGACAUACGGCACUCCUUCCUCCACUGCUCUUGUCGAGUACCCCAAGGAGGAGGGUCUCGGGAUGCUUGACGUCGAUGCUGAUCUUUUCUACGCUUAUCUUGCCAACAUUGGCUACAACUAUGCCGAUAUGUUCAAGGGUAUCACCUCUCUCCGCAGAACCACUGACCUGGCCCAGGGUAUCAUCACCACCAAGGUUCCUGAGUCCCUGGCAAACGACCCCAUUGACCAGUUCCUCCUGCACCCUUCUACUCUUGAUGUUGCUUUUCAGGCUAUCUUCGCCGCCAUAUCUUUCCCUGGUGACGGUGCCCUGUGGGACCUGCACAUCCCUACCACUAUCCGUCGCGUCACUAUCAAUCCCGUCGUGUGUCCUAUAAACGGUGGUGUCGACGAGAAAGUCCGCUUCUCUGCUACCUCGCACCGUGCGGAUGACGGCACCUUUUCUGGCUGUGUCGAUAUCUUCCCCGUCCAUAGCGACUACUCAAUGUGCCAGGUUGAGGGACUCGAAGUCAGCCCUGUCUCUCCUCCUACCGCCAAGGACGACCGUCCUUUCUUUGGUCAAACCAACCACUGGCUCAGCCUUCCCGAUGCCGAUUCCUUCGCCACUGCUCUUCGCAUUUCCUCCAGCCAGGAGGGUGAGAAGUCGCAGCUCGACCGCCUCGCUGUCUCCCACGAGACUGACCAGCUCAGGGCCUGGGCCCAGACUGUCCUGGCUAACCUUGGCAAGAAGGCUUCCCUUCCCGUUAUGGAGGAUUCCGAUGUUUCUGUGCGGGAAGACUCGGCUUACAAGACCAACCUUCGCAUCCUGAAGACCAUUGGUGCUGGCAUUGAGAAGGGCGAGCUUCCCCAGGGUGCCAAUGCUUCUGAUCUUCUCAACACUUUCUACAAUAGUUCCCUCGGCGCCCCAGAAGCCCGAGAGGCUCUCGGUGUCCUCGCCCAGCAGAUUGUCCGCCGCUACCCUCACAUGAACAUUUUGGAUCUCUCCAGCGGCUCUGGCAGCGUCACCAACGCUGUCAUGGACAAGAUUGGUGCUCUCUUCUCUGCCUAUACUUGUACUGGAGCCACGGAUGAGCACUUUGAUCAGCUUUCCAAGGAUUACCCUGCCAUCUCAACCAGGACCCUCGACUUUUCCGAGGACCUCGAGGAACAGGGAUUCUUCGCCGGGGCUUAUGACCUUGUCAUUGCCGGCAACGGCUUCCACACCAUCAAGGAUAACGUCGAGGGAAUGCAGAAGCUUCGUUCCCUCGUCCGCCCUGGUGGUUACCUCCUUGCCCAGCAGAUUACCAACUCCGAGUCUGCCCACGUUGGUCUGACUGUUGCUAGCGUUGCCCUCCAGCCUGAGGAGGUGAGCAGCACUGCUUCUCUCGUCGCUGACCUCGGCGAGUAUGACGAGAUACUCCGCACCGCUGGCUUCUCUGGCAUCGACACCGUCACUCCCGACUCGGCCAGCCCCUUCACUGUCUUCGUCUCCCAGGCCGUUGACCAGCAGAUCCUCAACCUGCGUGAGCCUCUGCAGUCCAGCAAAGUCGACCUUGAGAACGUCCUCCUCAUUGGUGGUCAGCGCUUCCAGGUUUCUCGCAUGGUCGAGACCAUGAAGAAGGCUCUGGCUCCCUUCGCUAAGAACGUCGACACUAUCCGCUCUCUCAACGAUCUCGAUGCUUCGAUGUUGGCGACUCGUCCUUAUAUCAUCUCGCUCACUGAGCUUGAUGAUCCCUUUUUCGAGAACCUCACCGAGACCAAGUGGGAGGCUCUCAAGACUCUCUUCUUCCGCUCGCGUUAUAUCCUUUGGGCUACCCAGGGUGCCGAUGGUGACGCUCCUUUUGCCAACGUCAUGAAGGGUGUUGUUCGUUGCAUGCUUGUUGAAAUUCCCCAUCUUCAUGCCCAGAUGUUCAAUGUUGAGGGACAGCUGAAGCCCGAGAAGCACGCUCUUACCAUGCUCGAGUCCGUCAUGCGCCUUCACAUUUCCGACACCUGGAAGGACAGGGCCCCUGCCUAUGAUCCUCUCUGGAGCGUCGAGCGUGAGUACAUGCUGAAGGAUGACAAGCUCUGGAUCAUGCGCUAUGAUUCCGAGGAGAGCCUCAACGCUGGCUACAAUGCUCUUCGCCGCCGUGUUGUCCAGGAUGUCUCUACCAAGAACCAGGUUGUUGCUCUCACCCCCGAGAAGAAGCUUCAGCAGUACCGGCUGUCCCCCAAGGCCACUGUUGAAAUCGAGGGCAUUCCCAACAGCACCGUCACGGUUCAACAGUCCCUCUCCUCUGCUAUCAAGGUCGAGAACCUUGGUUCCAUGCACCUCAGUGUUGGCAAGGAAGUUGAGACUGGCGCUACUGUUGUUGCUUUCUCCGAGAAGAACCAGUCUUCUCUUACUCUUCCCAAGUCUCGCCUGCUCCCUGUUGACGUCCCCGAGGGCAAAGAGCAUAACCUCCUUGUGGCCAUUGCCUGCAACAUGCUUGCUUCUGAUCUUCUGGGCAAGGUCGUUGCUGGUGACCGCAUCGUGCUCCACGAGCCUCCCACGGUCUUGGCUAAGCUCCUGACCGAGCGUGUCGCCAACACCGGUGUCCAGCUGCUCUUCACCACCACCCGGAGAAAGGCUGCUCUCCAGGCUCAGUGGAAGCAUAUCCACGCUUACAGCACCGACCGUGACAUGCGCCAGAUCACCGCUGCUAACACUGCCGUCUUUGUUGACUUCUCCAACAACGAGAAGCGCCGUGAUGUUGUCGAGCACCUGACUGAGGGACUUCCUUUCGGCACCCGCAAGUACGAGCUUGGCGACUUCCUGCCCUCCCGCUCUAUCCUCUACUCGGACAGCACUGAGGAACAGGUCAGCGCCGCUCUCGAGAACGCCCACUUGACUGCCACUGCUGAGCGCAGCUCCGUUCCUUUCGAUAAUGUUGCCAACACGCGCGUUCAGCAGAUCGCCGACGACGCUGCUCUUGCCGAGACUCUCACCACUGUUGACUGGACUGAUGCCACUCCUUUCCCGGCCAGCGUUACGCUCGCCAUGGACGAAAUCAACUUCCGCCCCGACCGCACGUACUUCCUCAUCGGCAUGACUGGUUCUCUAGGUCUGUCUACCUGCGAAUACAUGAUGCAGCGCGGUGCCCGCUUCUUUGCUCUGUCAUCUCGUCGCCCCAACGUUGACAAGCGCUGGCUCGACAAGGUCAGCAAGGCUUACGGCGCUGUCGUCAAGGCCUUCCCUCUCGACAUCACCAGCCGUGCCAGUCUCCAGAAGGUGCACGAUGACAUCAACGACACCAUGCCUCCCAUUGCUGGUGUUGCCAACGGUGCUCUAAUUAUGCGCGACGGUCUCUUCAUGGAUUCCAGCUGCGACACCAUGAACGAAGCUCUGGGCCCCAAGGUCGCUGGUUCCGUCUUGCUCGACGAGCUCUUCUACAACGUCAACCUGGACUUCUUCAUGCUCUACUCUUCCCUCGUCUACGUGACUGGUAACAUUGGUCAGACUUCCUAUGCUGCCGGUAACGGUUUCAUGGUCAGCCUUGUCCACGGCCGUCGUGCUCGUGGCCUCAACGCUUCCGUCAUGAACCUUGGCGGUAUCAGCGGUAUCGGCUACAUCACUCGUACCGACCACGGUAUCCUUGGCAAGCUUGACAUUCUCGGAUACGGCAUCAUGUCCGAGCUUGACUACAAGUACUUCUUUGCCGAGUCCGUCAUGGCUGGUGCCGCCGACUCCGGCCGCAACCCCGAAGUGUCGGCCGGUCUUCGCUAUGUCAACAAGACGGAGAAGAACCCUCCCAAGUGGGUUGUUGAUCCCAAGUUCUCACACUAUGUCAUUGACCGUACUGCUCGUGAUUCUGGUGACAAAGGCGGCGAUAGUUCCUUAUCUACCAAGGCCCAGCUUCUCGAGGCUACCACUGAGAAGGAGGCCUUCAACAUCAUCCUGACCGCCCUCAUGGCCAUGCUUGGCAAGAAGCUUGACCUUCCCCCCACCGAGAGCGUCCACUCCGAUGUUGCCAUUGUCGAGAUGGGUGUCGACUCUCUCGUCGCUGUCGAUCUUCGCUCGUGGUUCUCCAACGAGUUCGAGCACGACAUUCCCGUCAUCAAGAUUCUUGGCGGUGCCACUCUUGCCGACCUGGUUGAGGACACCGUUGCUAACAUGUCGCCUGAUAUCUGCCCCAACGUGAGCCUCGGCUCUAAUGAUGAUACUGAGGCCAAGCCCGAGGCUGCUGUCGACCUUCUUGCUGCCGUCGAACCCUCCAGUAGUGACUCUUCCUCUUCCAGCGAUGAGCGCGAGAGUGCUACUUCAGUCGAGACUGCUCCCAUUCCCGCUUCCAAGCCUACCAAGGAAGUUGUCGCUGCUCCCGAGCCCACCGUUGCUAUUGUCCCCAAGAAGCACUUUGUCCGUGAGGAGAAGAUGACCUAUGGUUGCUCUCGCUUCUGGUUCCUCCGGCAGUACCUCGAGGACUCGACCUGCUUCAACGUCUUGGUCCAGACUCGACUCAACGCCCGUCUCCAAGAGGCUGUCCGCAAGCUUGGUGCCCGUCACGAGUCUCUCCGCACCGCUUUCUUCGUCUCCGAGAAGGGUGAGCCCCGUAUGGGUGUCAUGUCUGACUCCCUUCUCCGCCUUGAGGUUGAGAAGAUUCAGGAAAUUAGCCAGGCUGAGAAGGCCUACCAGGACAUGAUGGGCUACAACUUCGAUAUUGAGCGUGGUGAGGUCAUUCGCAUGCGCCUCCUCUCUCUCUCCGACAAGGAUCACGUCUUCAUCUUCGCUGUCCACCACAUUGCCAUGGAUGGUUUCUCCUUCAACCUCAUGAUCCGUGACCUCGACAUGAUGUACCAGGGCAAGCCUGUUCCUCAGAUUCCCGCUCAAUUCACCGACUUUGCUAUCCAGCAGCGCCGCGAUGUCGAGGCUGGCCGCAUGCGCAACGACGUUGCCUUCUGGAAGAAGACCUUCUCCAACAUUCCCGAUCCUCUCCCGCUCUUCCCCUUCACCGGUGUCGGCAACCGCAUGCCUCUUGUCAAGUACGAGCACGAGGAGGUUGAGCUCAGCUUGGAUGCCGCCAUGGCCCAGAAGAUCCGCAACCUCUGCCGUCAGAACCGCUGCACCACCUUCCACUUCUUCCUUGCCACUUUCCAGAUCUUCCUCUCCAAGUGGCUCGAGGUGGAUGAUCUCUGCAUUGGUAUCGCCGAUGCCAACCGCAGCGAUAUCAAGACCUUGUCCACCAUUGGUUUCCUCCUCAACCUUGUGCCUCUCCGCUUCAGUGCUCUGAACGCCAAGGCCCCCUUUUCCAGUGUCCUGGCUGCCGCCAAGCAGACUGCUUACAACAGCCUGGCCCAUUCCAAGCUUCCUUUCGAUCUCCUCCUCGAGGAGCUCAACCUUCCCCGCUCUUCCUCUACCAGCCCUCUGUUUCAGGCCUUCCUUGACUACCGCCAGCUGGCUGUCAAGACUCCUCCUAUGCUGGAGUCCAGCGCCGAAGGCGAGCAGAACUUUGGUGCUACUUCUUACGACGUCAUUCUUGAUGUAACUGACUACGCCAUGGCCGACAUCAAGAUCAAGUGGCAGACCCAGAAGGCUCUCUACAACACAAAGCACACCGAGGUCAUGAUGGAAAGCUACAUGAGCCUCCUCAACCAUUUUGCUAACAGUGCCACCUCUUCCGUCGAGUCUGCUCCUCUCUACCGCCCCGAGGCUGUCAAGGCCGCCGUUGAGGUUGGUCAGGGUCUCCAGUUCGAUGCCCAGUGGCCCGAGACCCUCUCUCUCAAGAUUGAUGAGAUUUCCGCCAAGUUUCCCGAGAGCCCUGCUCUCGUCGACAUCUCCAACAAGUUCACUUACACCUCCAUGAACCGUCUCAUUGACCAGAUUACCGAGGAACUAGCUCAGGGUGGUGUGAAGGCUGGCGACAAGGUCGGUAUCUUCCAGCAACCUUCUAGCCUGUGGAUCAGCUCUCUUCUUGCCGUCUGGCGUGCUGGUGCCGUCUACGUUCCUCUUGAUCCCCGAAACGGUGUCCCUCGUCUAGCUUCUACCGUCGGUGUUGUCCAGCCCCAGGCCAUCAUCCACGAUGAUGCCAAUUCCAAGGACGUUGCUGCUCUUGCCGCCCCCGCCAGUGCCACUAUCAUCAACAUCAAUAAUGUUCGCAAGAAGGAUGCCACCGUUACUCGCCGCCCCAACCUUUCCACUGGUAACUCCUCUGCCAUCAUUGUCUCCAGCUCUGGCUCUACAGGUGUUCCCAAGUGCAUCGAAGUCCGCCACUCCAGCCUGAGCAACCUCUUCGAGGGUGACAGCCAGACUUGGAAGCUCGGCAACGCAAAGGUCCUCCAGCAGAGUGCCUACAGCUUCGAUAUCUCUCUGGAUCAGAUCAUGACUGCAUUUGUCAACGGAGGCACCCUCUACGUCGCCUCCGAAGAGGAGCGUACCAACCCCGAGCUGAUUUCCAAGGUUAUUGUCGAGAACAACAUCAACUACACCACCGCUACUCCCUCUGAGUACUCCAACUGGAUUGGCUUUGCCUGCGACACUCUCUCCAAGGCCGCGAGCUGGCGUAUUGCCAACGUUGGUGGUGAGGGCUGGAACAGUACCCUACGAGACUCCUUUGCCAACCUCAAGCUUUCCGAGCUCGUGAUCCGCAACAACUAUGGUCCCGCCGAGGCGAGUGUCUGGGCUACCCGCUACCCUAUUGAGUACCCAGGCAAGGGCACCCUCAUCCCCGCUGGCGCUGCUCUCCCCAACUACUCCUUCUACAUCAUUGACAAGAAGAACAAUGUUGUUCCCACUGGUGUCCAGGGUGAGAUCCUGAUUGGUGGUGCAGGUGUCGCUGUCGGAUACUACAAGAACGCCGAGCUCACCAAGGACAAGUUCAUCACUGACAAGCAUGCUACUGAGGCUCACGCUGCCAAGGGCUGGGACCGUGCUUACAAGACCGGUGACAAGGGCUACCUGACUGAGGAUGGCACUCUGAUCGUCCAGGGCCGCAUCAGUGGUGACACUCAGAUAAAGCUCCGUGGUUUCCGCAUCGAGCUUGAGGAUAUCGAGUCCACCAUUGUCCACGCUUCCCAGGGUGUUCUGACUCGGGCCGUUGCCAACGUUCGCGGCGAUGGCCCUGCCAGCUACCUCGUCGCCUUUGCCGAGUUUGCUGAUGGCUACCCCGCCGAAGAGCAGGACGCUUACCUGUCCAAGCUCAUUUCCAAGCUCCCUCUGCCUCAGUACAUGCGCCCCAACAUGAUGGUUCCCAUUGUCAACAUACCUGUCAACUCGCACAACAAGGUCAACCGUCUUGCCAUUGCUACUCUCCCCCUCCGCACCACCUCUGACAACUCCAAAUCCAACGCUGAGCUCACGGAAACCGCCAAGACGAUCCGUGAUAUCUGGGUUGAGAUCCUCCCUGAAUCCAUUAUUCAGAACACCACCCUCAACAACUCUAGCGACUUCUUCGUCCUCGGCGGUAACUCUCUCCUUACUGUCCGCCUCCAGUCCCGCCUCCGUGAGAUCUGUGGUGUCUUUGUUCCCCUCAUCAAGAUCAUGGAGUCCCCUACUCUCGAUGGCCUCGGUAAUCUCCUCGAUGAACUUCUUUCCAACCAGGAGAUCAACUGGGAUGUUGAAACUGCCCUCAGUGACGAGAUGCUGAGUGUCAUCCCUGUCAACACCAAGACCACUCGCCCCAAGACUUCUGACCUUACUGUCAUCCUCACUGGUGUUUCCGGGUUCAUCGGUCGCCACCUUCUCCAGCGCCUCAUUGAAGACAAGAAUGUUUCCGCUAUUCACUGUGUGGCUGUUCGCAACAUUGAAAUGGAUAGCCCCUCCCGCCAGAAGAUGAAGGCUCUCAUUGCCUCCACUGACAAGGUCCAGCUCCACCCUGGAGACCUCUCUGAGCCUCGUCUUGGUCUCUCCGAGGCCGAGUUCGAGACUCUAUCGAAGAAGGCCGACAUGAUUGUGCACAGUGGCGCCAACCGCUCUUUCUGGAGUGCCUACGACAUGGUUCGCGCCCCCAAUGUACAGUCUACCAAGGAGCUUGCUCUGAUGGCUGCCACGGCCCUCCGAGACUCCAACAAGGUUGUUCCCUUCCACUUCAUGUCCGGAAGCGAGGAUGCUGGUAUUGAGCCUUCCACCGACGGCUCCAACGGCUACGUCGCUUCCAAGUGGGCUAGUGAGCAGUUCCUCCGGCGCUUCGCUGACAAGCUCGGUCUUCCCGUCCACGUCCACCGUCAGCUUCCUGUCCCCGAGGGCCGCACCGCACAGGGUGAGGAGCUUGACAGCAUUCUGCAAGAGUUUGUCGAUGUUGCUGCUAAGAUGCCUGAGCUUCCCAACCCCGAUACGUGGCGCGGCUACUACGACCUGAUCCCCGCCGACCGUCUCUCCGACGAUGUCGUGGAUCUGGCCAUGUCCGCUCUCGCCUCUACCGACAACACCUUCAGCAAGCACUCUCACUACAGCUCUGUCCGCAUGGACAUUGGCGAGGUGAUUAAGAAGAUUGACUCGCUAGACGAAUACAAGAACACCGAUCGUCCCUUGAUUCCUGCCCACGUCUGGGUUGGCAAAGCCAAGAUCGCCGGUUUCAGAUACCAGUUCAGUACCAUGAAGAUGUCCCUGCAGGAUGCUGAGGGCAAGAACAUGGGCUUCCUUGAGCGGUAA
Molecule: messenger RNA, 12108 nt
Organism: Cordyceps militaris CM01
Lineage: Eukaryota; Fungi; Ascomycota; Sordariomycetes; Hypocreales; Cordycipitaceae
Product: hybrid NRPS/PKS enzyme, putative
Exons: 7
Coding region: 1-12108 (4035 amino acids)
Biological process (GO): secondary metabolite biosynthetic process; fatty acid biosynthetic process
Molecular function (GO): fatty acid synthase activity; 3-oxoacyl-[acyl-carrier-protein] synthase activity; phosphopantetheine binding
Source: RefSeq, a predicted model, not a curated record